Molecule: messenger RNA, 911 nt
Organism: Ziziphus jujuba (common jujube)
Lineage: Eukaryota; Viridiplantae; Streptophyta; Magnoliopsida; Rosales; Rhamnaceae
Exons: 7
Coding region: 82-585 (167 amino acids)
Source: RefSeq, a predicted model, not a curated record
GUGGGGUUGGGGAGGGAAGAGGAGAAUAUAAAAGAGAGUUUUCAGAGGUGGGUUUUUUGCUUUUGGAAAUACCAGAGAAUAAUGGAAGGAAGGAAGCCAAUGGGGUCGUCUUCUUCUUCCUUCACUUCUGAGCUUUUUGGUUCCAAAGAGACUUCUUCUUCGACUGGGAUUUUCGGGUCCAUCUUUGCCCCUUCGUCUAAGGUGCUAGGAAGGGAGUCUCUGCGCUCUGAAGUUCCAGGGAAAAGGCAAGAUUGGCAGAGUGAAUCGUGGAACUCAAAACCUGGAACUCCAGGAUCUGCUUGUUGUUGUUUAAUCAUCUGCACUAACCAUCAUGAUACUUCCAAGAUCAGUGAAAGUGAUAGCCAUAACGUUCCAGACAGGGACAUGAGCUCCAUUUAUCAAGAACAAAGAGUACAACCAUGUCAUCUUAGCUCAUCAAUAUAUUAUGGCGGUCAAGACAUCUAUUCUCAUCCCCAGAGUACCCAAAACCAAGGACUGAACUCCGUGUUCAAGAAAGAUGGGAAUGAAGAUGAUUCAGGAAGUGCUUCAAGAGGAAACUGGUGGAAAGGGUCUCUCUAUUAUUAAGAACCCACCUGCCAAAGGUAUAUACUCGUCAAGGUAAAUAGGAACAUAGUGUAGCAGAUCAUAUCUAUCUUAUGUUAUAUGAGGAAUGAUGGAUAGUUGUCAGAUGGCUGUGGCAGCUGGUUGUUUUCUCCCGCCAAACAGCAGAACCUUUAUAUAUAUAAAUCAAUAGUUUAUAUAUGCAUCUUUCUCUUCUUUUUUUUUUUUUUUUCACCUGUAAAGAGUGCUGAACUUUGUCUUUUUUACUGUAGAGGUUGUAUGGUAUUAGAGACUCAGCAUACUAUUAUGUUGUUGAACUUUGAAUACUAAGUUUCCUUCAUUAUCUAUAA